This is a messenger RNA of Gossypium arboreum, 2552 nucleotides long. Its product is annotated as U-box domain-containing protein 52-like. The record is from RefSeq and is a predicted model, not a curated record. Lineage: Eukaryota; Viridiplantae; Streptophyta; Magnoliopsida; Malvales; Malvaceae. Gene Ontology annotation, molecular function: ATP binding; protein kinase activity. The coding region runs from base 126 to 2519 and encodes 797 amino acids. The transcript has 9 exons. Gene Ontology annotation, biological process: protein phosphorylation.
UUAGUUUUGGAGAAAACAAACAAACUAGCAAAACUUCCCUUGGGCACAGAUAGAUGAUAGAGGAUAUAUGUAUAAACAUAUGCUUGAGGAGAGGUAAUUGAUUAAAGUAGCAAAAAAUAAUUAAGAUGGCGAAAAGAAAUGGAGAAAAGAGAAACGAGAGCGUGGCAGUGGCAAUAGACAAGGACAAGGGAAGCCAACAUGCAUUGAAAUGGGCGGUGGAUCAUCUCAUAUCUAGGGGUCAAUCAAUCACUCUUCUCCAUGUCAAAACCAAACCUUCUUCCAUCCCCACCCCAAGUGGGAGCCACGUAAAAAUGAGUGAUGUGAACGACGAAGUUGCAAAGGCAUAUAAACAACAACUGGAGAGCCAAGCCAAGGAGGUGUUUCUACCUUUCCGAUGCUUCUGCUCACGGAAGGACAUCAAAUGUAAUGAAGUCAUACUGGAAGAUACGGACAUCUCUAAAGCCUUAAUUGAUUAUGUCUCAUCCUUUCCAGUCGAGACUCUAGUACUUGGCGCACCCUCAAGAAGCGGCUUUGUUAGAUUCAGGACAGCGGAGGUUACAACUAAUGUCUCAAAAGGGGCUCCCGAUUACUGCACUAUAUAUGUGAUUGGCAAAGGAAAGAUCUCGUCAGUGCGAUCCGCUUCUGCUCCCCCUCCCCCGCGUCCUCAGUCUCAGCCUCUGUUGCAACCCCAAACCGAUAAUAACAUUCCCGACCCAACGGAAUCUCCUUCUUCCGCUCGCGCUGUUGUUAACCCGAGACACAGAGCCUAUCUCCUUGAUGAUUUUUAUUCCGUAACAGCACCCCAGAGGCCCCAUAAUCCACAUCGCAACCUGCAUGAAGAAGCAGAAAUCAAGUCACCCUUCACAAGAGCACGAAAUGUGAUGAAAUAUGAGCCCCCAACUCCUGAAUCUGAUAUCUCAUUCGUAAGCAGCGGAAAGCCGAGCAGCGAUACCAUGUUCUCUUCUACAUCUGACAAUAUGGAAUUUGGAAAUCCCCCCCGGCUUUCCAGCUGCUCCGAUUUUGACAACAGAAGCAUGGCCUCCUCCUCCUACUCUGGAAACAUGUCCGUGGAUUUCAGUUCCCAGUACAAUUUCUCGUUUUGCUCCGAGGAAAGUGGUAGGACAUCCUGGUCAUCUCAUAAUAUGGAUGAUGUGGAAGCUGAGAUGAGAAGACUGAAACAGGAGCUCAAGCAGACCAUGGAUAUGUACAGUGCAGCCUGCAAGGAAGCACUCUCAGCAAAGAAGAAGGCAAUGGAACUUCAGAGCUGGAAAAUGCAAGAAGAACAAAAGAAAGAAGAGGCACGAGUAGCUGAGGAAGCUGCACUCUCACUUGCAGAAACGGAGAAAGCCAAGUGUAAUGCAGCCAUUGAGGAAGCCCAAGAAGCCCAACGAAUUGCUGAACUAGAAGCUAAAAAGAGCACGAAUAUAGAAAGGAAAGCCAACAUAGAUGAUGCUGAUGAUGAUGACAUGAAUAUGGCAUUAAAUGGUUUCGGACACCAUCUCAUGUACCGAAAAUACACCAUUGAAGAGAUUGAAAUAGCAACAGACAAUUUCUCUCCAUCACGCAAAAUAGGAGAAGGAGGUUAUGGGCCUGUGUACCACAGUAACCUGGACCACACCCCGGUGGCAAUAAAAGUUCUACGUCCAGAUGCAACCCAAGGACAAUCACAGUUUCAGCAAGAGGUUGAAGUGUUAAGCUGCAUACGACAUCCAAACAUGGUCCUUCUCCUUGGAGCCUGCCCAGAGUAUGGGUGCCUAGUCUAUGAAUACAUGGCGAAUGGAAGCUUAGAAGAUCGCCUGUUUAUGCACAACAACAGUCCCGUACUUCCAUGGCAAAUAAGAUUUCGAAUAGCCGCAGAGAUUGCGACUGGUCUCCUUUUCCUCCACCAUACCAAACCAAAGCCACUUGUGCACCGUGACCUUAAACCCGCCAAUAUAUUGCUAGAUCACAAUUAUGUGAGCAAGAUUAGCGAUGUUGGGUUAGCUAGACUUGUUCCUCCAUCAGUUGCCAACUCUGUAACUCAGUAUCGUAUGACGUCAGCAGCAGGAACAUUCUGUUACAUAGAUCCUGAAUAUCAGCAAACUGGAAUGCUAGGGAUAAAGUCUGAUGUCUACUCCCUGGGGAUCAUGCUUUUACAAAUAAUAACAGCCAAGCCACCAAUGGGUUUGGCUCAUCGUGUUGAGAAUGCCAUCGAGGAGGGAAGUUUUGCUGAGAUACUAGACCCUGCUGUCACUGACUGGCCAUUGGAAGAGGCCUUGAGCUUUGCCAAGUUAGCCCUUAAGUGUGCGGAACUGAGACGAAGAGACAGACCCGAUCUGGGACAGGUUGUGUUGCCACAUCUUAACAAGUUGAGAGAUCUUGCAGAGUCAAACAUGCCUUUUAUGACGUUUGGAGGUAGUGCAGGGCCUUCCCCAAAUAACACCCAAGUUUCCACCUCCUCGAUGCUGCAGGAUUUUCUUAAUCAACCUCCACAGUUUUUGCAUUCUGAAUGCGAUAGCACAAGCAGCGGCUCAGACUAAUUAUUGUUGUUUCCUUAAAAAGACACCACCAUA